AUGACGUUAUGCGGACACGACUUCCCCUCGGACUGCUGUUGCGCCGUCCAGGCUGGUUUUCAACAAGAUACUUGCUUGUUAUCCUGUCGACCGGAAGAGUCAGGUUUAUCAGUAUACUCUACUGUAAUACAAACAUACAUAAUUUCUAUUGCUGCAUGUGUCGGUCAUGGCAUCCAGGGUUCGGAUGGCACGCGCAGGAAGUUUCUAGAGCACGACCCGCUUCCUGCAGCCAAAAAUGCGUCUAGCGACAAGCGACCAUCCCCAUACCGUGUUGCGCCAAAGAUGCAAUCCAGGUGUUCGCACGACUGCCGUCUGCUAGUCUUUGCUAAUCAACUCAGUAAAAUACAUAUCAGCCCACUCAUGCCGUGCUUCCAAACCUAG
Bipolaris zeicola 26-R-13 is the source of this 381-nucleotide messenger RNA. RefSeq lists its product as uncharacterized. Bases 1 to 381 code for a protein of 126 amino acids. The transcript has a single exon. NCBI's taxonomy places the organism in Eukaryota, Fungi, Ascomycota, Dothideomycetes, Pleosporales, Pleosporaceae. The record is from RefSeq and is a predicted model, not a curated record.